AUGCCUAGCCAGGGCUACGAGAGGGUAGCCGCCCAAGACGAAGAAGACUCUCCCCAGACGCUGCAACCCGGCCAGCAGUGGCCCCCGGCCUCGCCACCACCCUCCUUCCGCUCGCGCGCAUCAUCACCGAACGGCACAUCACGGCAUCUCCUAUCCGAGGAUCCUAUCACGAAUGAAGAAGACCGCACCCUCGCCGAUACCUUUGACUCGGAUUCCGAUGACGACGACGACGAUAACGAUGGGCGCGACGAUCGGCAACGGCUGAUGCGGGGAAACCCGAGGACAGAAGACGAGGCGGCGCCACCGGGCAUCCAAAGGAGAGUAACGGAACUGCCAGUAUUCAACACACAAGCGCCGACUCCAGGGCGAGUGUACGGUGGAGGAAACGGUGGUGUCUGGGCAAAUCUCAGCGCAAAGCCUACCAGAGGGGAAGAUGCCGAGGAGAAGCCUCCGACAUAUGAACAAGCUGCCGCAGACGCGACACCACCCUACUGGGAAACCACCAUCCUCGCUCCCGGCACUUUUGGCGAUGAAGUCUUUGUCGAAGGCCUCCCCGUCGGCUCCCUCUUCAGCUUCCUCUGGAACGCCAUGAUCUCCAUGUCCUUCCAACUCGUCGGAUUCCUCCUCACCUACCUGCUCCACACGACCCACGCCGCAAAGAACGGAUCCCGCGCUGGUCUCGGUAUCACGCUCGUGCAGUUCGGUUUCGGAUUCCGCUCCGCCGUACUCUCCCCGAACAACGGUAGCAACGAUAACCCCGGACAAGGGUUCGACGGUGGCGUUCCAAACGACCCGAAUGCGCACGACUUUGACCCGGACAAGGUCGGCAGUGGAAACACAGGGGGCAGUGAUAUGACACCCGCCGCGAGUGCCAUCACAGGCAGUGACUGGAUAGCGUACGGCCUGAUGAUUGUUGGCUGGUUCAUCUUGAUCAAGAGUGUAUCGGAUUUCAUUCGCGCAAGGCGGCACGAACAACUCGUUCUCCAGUCUCCCGAUCGGGGGCUGGGUGUGGCGGUGGUCGCCGAGGGUGAAAGCCCGGAGCGCAGUGUAUAA
Alternaria viburni is the source of this 1053-nucleotide messenger RNA. RefSeq lists its product as uncharacterized. Gene Ontology annotation, biological process: metal ion transport; positive regulation of protein ubiquitination; vacuolar transport. The coding region runs from base 1 to 1053 and encodes 350 amino acids. Gene Ontology annotation, cellular component: Golgi apparatus; perinuclear region of cytoplasm; endoplasmic reticulum. The record is from RefSeq and is a predicted model, not a curated record. The transcript is spliced from 3 exons. Lineage: Eukaryota; Fungi; Ascomycota; Dothideomycetes; Pleosporales; Pleosporaceae.